Drosophila serrata is the source of this 4510-nucleotide messenger RNA. It is a transcript of the gene Blimp-1, whose product is annotated as PR domain zinc finger protein 1. Gene Ontology annotation, molecular function: DNA-binding transcription repressor activity, RNA polymerase II-specific; RNA polymerase II cis-regulatory region sequence-specific DNA binding; protein binding. Lineage: Eukaryota; Metazoa; Arthropoda; Insecta; Diptera; Drosophilidae. Gene Ontology annotation, cellular component: nucleus; cytoplasm. The record is from RefSeq and is a predicted model, not a curated record. Gene Ontology annotation, biological process: regulation of transcription by RNA polymerase II; cell fate commitment.
UUCAUAAUUAAUUGCCUUUGAAACAUUGGGAAAUGUAAUUUUGUUUCUUACAAAAAUAAGAAAACUAAAACUAAAUGUGGCAGUAGAUAUAAAAUAAUGCAAGAGCAAUCUCCUAUCUGCCAUAGUUUGACAAGUUUACGGGGUGCCUUGAGGCAGCCGGAAAGUAUUUCCGGGGCGGGCAACCGGCCACACGGCGUAUGCGUAACGAGAGAACGAAACAGAAAGUGAUGCGUAAUUUGCGGGCCCAACGAAUCAAUAAGCAACAAAACAACAAACAACAACAAAUAAUAUGCAAAAUAUCCAAAUCAACAGCAGAAUAAUCAAUUAGCAGUUGUACAAUAAUUAAGAAACAAAAAAAAACAAGAGAAAAUGUUUUAAAUUAGAGAGAAAAGUUAGCAGAACGAGAGUACAAAGCCCCAUGCAAUGGCAGCCAAAUGAAGGAGGAAUCUAAACCAAAUCAAGUAAAACUUCAACUAGCAGAAUAAGCAGACACCACUGAAAUCAGCAUAUAUAUAUACCAUAUAAUAUAUAUAUAUAUAUAGCGUUAGCUGAGCAAAAACCAUAAACCAUAGCUGCAAAACGCCAUGCACGGACACCACCACAAUCAUUCACAGAAUUCACACGAGCAGCAACAACCGGGAGCCAUCAUGAAGCUGGGAAGCUCCUCUGGCCAGCCACAUCAUCCCGCCCACAGCCAUCCACAACUCAAUCAUUCCCCGCAUUCGCAUCCGCAUCCGCAUCCACAUCCCAAUAGCCAUGUCCAGUCACAUCCGCAUCCACAUUCCCAUUCGAAUGUGCAUCCCCAGCCACAUCCACAUCCGCAUCCGCAUCCGCACCACAAGAUGUCUGCCAGAAGGGCGCGCAGUCGCAGUCGGAGUCGCAGUCCCACGCCGGAUGGCAGCCAGGAUUAUGAUGUGACCAGGAUGCGGGAGGAGGACUUUGAGCGACUGGCCGUGUAUCUGGUGCCGGAUGUGCAGGCGGAAAGGGGAUUACCCAAUCGAGCGGAUAAGACGCUGCCACGCAGUCUAACGCUCAAGUCAUCCAUGGUCUACUCAACGCCAAAUGUUAAGACUGAAGGAGUUUGGAGCAGCGGGGUCAUACCACGUGGCACUCGCUUUGGCCCAUUCGAAGGCAUUCCAACCUCAAACUAUCCCAAUGAUAAGAAUAAGGCGAGAUAUUUCUGGCGGGUGCAGGGAACACGCCACAUAACCUACGGGAAUAUUAAGAUCUUCAAGGACGAUGACUACUAUUAUCUGGAUGGUUCAGAUCGCUCGCAGUCCAACUGGAUGCGUUAUGUGGCCUCCGCUUAUAGUCUGUCCGUGAUGAACCUGGUGGCAUGCCAGCAUCAGGAGAACAUUUAUUUCUACACGACCCGCGACAUCCUGCCCAACGAGGAGCUAAUGGUUUGGUACUGCAAGGACUUUGCCAGUCGCCUUGGCUAUGACGUGGAUCCCGAGACGACCAUCUUUGGUGCCUGCAAGCAGGCUGUCGAGGCCGAGGAGGAGGUAAUGGACGAGGAGGAGGAGGAAGCGGAGCCCGAGGAGGAGGGUGAGGCGGGAGUUGAGGGUGGCAAGCGUCGCUAUUCGAUGCCUGCUCCUGAGAUACCGGCCGAGGUGGCUGUGAGUCACAUCACCUACGUGAUGGGUCUCCAUCUGCCGGUGGGAGCAGCGAAUGGUGGUCCAACAAGUGGCUCCACAUCGCCGCCACCACCAACCCCUGCCGGUGGCCAGUGCUGCCGGAGAGCAAGUCCACCCUCCCAUGUCAGCACCACUUCCUGCAAUGCCCACCAUCCGCACAUUCAGCAUGCCAGUCGUCAUGCCUCCGUGAUCAUUGGUCAGGAUCGUUCGCCUUUGACCAGCAGCAGUGACAAGGAUACGGCAGGAUCUCCACUCUCUGGUCUGGAUCACCAGCUGACGCCGCAGGACGGCAGCGUGAGAUCAGUGCGUUCGGAUGAGGGUUACCACAGCAACGAGUGCCACGAGGAUGGCCUCACGCCACCCGAGGAUUCCAGCGACAGCGAGAGUGAGCACAAUUACGUGUUGGAUUGUUCCAAGAAGGCCAUUGCACCCAAGGAGACGGUGAUUGCUCAGGCACAGAAACCAAGCAGCUCGCCACCGGCUGUGGUCAUGGCCAAUCCCAUCAUUACCACCACCACCAGCAGUAGUAUUAGCCACAAUGCAUCCACGGCCACCGCAUCCUGUGAGACGGAUAAGAACGAGUACAGGAAGUUCAAGGUGAAGAUGCCUCUGAAGUACGAGUUCAAGAACAAGAGCUGUGUGAAGCAGGAGCCCAAUCUUAAGGAAGUGGACCAGGAGAUGUCGCUGCCGCAUCACGAAGAGGAAGAGGAAACGGCCAUGAUGCACCAAGAGCCCGAUUCCAUUUGUCCCUCAACCACCACUCACUUGGGCGAUGAGCAUCUGAUGAUUAUGGAGAGGGAACGCGAGAGGGAAAGGGAACGAGAUCGGGAGCGGGAGAGGGAGCCAUCCAAUCAGCAACCCGCCUCCUCCACGGUAAUCGUUCUGGAGCACAACUCCGGAGGACAGGCCCGCACCAUUGUGCCGCUGAGUAAACCCUACUACGAGCCAGAUCCACCAGGUGAGCGCUAUGUGCGCUUUGGUCAGCCCAGUUCUAGCAUCCUGGAGACAAUCCUCACCAGCCAGCAUCGCUUGGAGGCGGCGGCGGCAGCGGCCAAUGCCUGUCGACAGGCCAAUGCAGCCACACCGCCACCCACUUCGCCCACGGAGAUGGCCUACAGCUACAAGAAGUCGCAGCGUUAUGGGAAUGCCGUGAGUCCCGACAGCAGCUCAAAUCUUGGCCAGAAUGCCGAGCAACAGCAGCAGGGAGUGGGUGUAGUGGUGGGCGGUGACCAGGAUAUGACCCGAGGCACCUUAAUCAAGGGGGAGUGCUCGCCACCGCCGCCAAGUCAUCAUCAUCAUAAUGUAAUCUUCUCGCCUUCAAGGCAUCCAGCCUAUCUGGGAGCCGGUGAGGCGGGUGGUCAUCAUUCGCCAAGUCCUGGCUAUCCUGGAUAUCCGCAUUACGGAGCUGCAGCCACCUCUACCUUCCACUCUCCUCCACACAGCUCUCACUGGCCCUUCGACCGGCAAUCGAAUGCCUCCAGUGGAGCGGGUUCUGCCUCCAAUUUGCAUUUGCUGCAGAGCAGCACACAGAUGUUGAACCAUCCACUGAUGCAACCACUAACACCACUGCAACGUCUCUCCCCGCUGAGGAUUUCGCCACCGAGCAGCCUGAGUCCCGAUGGCAACUCCUGUCCCAGGAGUGGCAGUCCACUGAGUCCCAACUCCCUGGCCUCUAGGGGCUAUCGAUCGUUGCCGUAUCCGUUGAAGAAGAAGGAUGGCAAGAUGCAUUACGAGUGCAAUGUUUGCUGCAAGACCUUUGGCCAGUUGAGCAACCUAAAGGUUCACCUGCGAACGCAUUCGGGCGAAAGACCCUUCAAGUGCAAUGUGUGCACCAAGAGUUUCACCCAACUGGCGCACCUGCAGAAGCAUCAUUUGGUGCACACCGGCGAGAAGCCGCAUCAGUGUGACAUUUGCAAGAAGCGAUUCUCGAGCACCUCCAACCUGAAGACGCAUCUCCGGCUGCACAGUGGCCAGAAGCCCUAUGCCUGUGAUCUUUGUCCCCAGAAGUUCACCCAGUUUGUGCAUCUCAAGCUCCACAAGCGGUUGCAUACGAAUGAUCGUCCUUAUGUGUGCCAGGGAUGUGACAAGAAGUAUAUCAGUGCCUCGGGAUUAAGGACACACUGGAAGACCACCAGUUGCAAGCCCAACAAUCUGGAGGAAGAGCUGGCCAUGGCAGCGGCUGCAACAUCCGAGUGUUUGGAUAAAGAUCACCCGGAACCGGAUUCACGUGAGGCCUAUGAGCAACUGCAGCAGCAUAUGCAUCCCUCUGUGCAUCCUGGCCUAAGGCAUUUGUCCUCUAACGGAGGACAGUCUCCACCCCGCCUUAUCCCAUUGGGUAACCACAUGGCAUCCCAGCAGCAGCAGCAGCAGCAACAGCAUCCCCAGCAGGGAGUGCCACCGCCACCGCACCUGUUGAUGGGUCAACAUCCGGCUCCAAUGCUUCUGACCACCGCCAGUCAGUUGCCACCGCCGUUGCCCUCACACCACCAGCAAUCCUCGCCCAGCCGUCUCCUCCAGCAUGCCCAUCCCCAUGCACUCCAGAUCCAGCAGCAACAACAGCAACAGCAGCAGCAGCAACACUCCCCCAAGGGUUUGAAAUCCCUGCCAGAAUCGUAUAUGCAUGGGCCACAUGUGCAGGCACAGGAGAGCAGACCCUCGGUCAUAGAGUCCUCCAAUCAACCCAUGAUCAUUGAGUGCACGUAGGGUAUAGAGCAUUCGUUGCAGACCAGAGGAAGUGAUGGAAUCCAAGUGCAAUAAAAAUCAAUUAGAAAUUAAGAACGGACAGACAGACAGACAAAGAGACAGAAUCCCCCAGAAGAAUGAGUAAGAAGUAAGAAGCAGCAGCAGCACAAGUAAACGUAACGGUAUUAUUA